Messenger RNA from Rhincodon typus (whale shark), 3982 nucleotides. Its product is annotated as protein Smaug homolog 1-like. The record is from RefSeq and is a predicted model, not a curated record. Gene Ontology annotation, cellular component: P-body. The coding region runs from base 145 to 1044 and encodes 299 amino acids. Gene Ontology annotation, molecular function: mRNA binding; translation repressor activity. Gene Ontology annotation, biological process: nuclear-transcribed mRNA poly(A) tail shortening; negative regulation of translation. Lineage: Eukaryota; Metazoa; Chordata; Chondrichthyes; Orectolobiformes; Rhincodontidae. The transcript is spliced from 8 exons.
CUGCAGAAUGUUACCAAAGGUGCAAGACACAAAAUUGUCCUAAGUAUACAAAAGCUGAAGGAGAGACAGAAUGUGCUCAGAUCAUUGGAAAAGGAUGUCCUUGAAGGUAGUAAUCUGCGUAAUGCACUCCAGGAGCUGCACCAAAUGAUUCUUACCCCUAUCAAAGCUUACAAUUUCUCUCAUACUCAAAACUCUGGUGAACAAAACCAAGACUUGGACUCUCAAUCCUCCUUAAUGAGUUCAGAGAGCAGCUUGGGAAGUGGACUACCUGAUGUGAAGGAUUCUGCUGCUGGGGGCAUUCAGCAACAAAAUGUUACAGGGUGUGAGGGUGAGUCCGGAGGUGCUCCUGUUCCAGAAGGAGAUCUGCCUGGACAGUUUACAAGAGUCAUGGGCAAAGUGUGUACACAGCUGCUAGUAUCCAGACCCGAUGAAGAGAACAUCAGCUCUUAUCUGCAGCUCAUUGACAAAAGUAUAGGUCAUGAGGCUUUUACAGAGACACAGAAAAAGAGAUUGUUGUCCUGGAAGCAACAGGUUCAGAAGCUCUUUAGGUCUUUUCCCCGGAAAUCCCUCCUGGAUAUGCCAGGCUAUCGACAGCAGAGAAGCUGGGGUUUUAGUCAAUCCAACUCCUUACCAGCAGCUGGAUCUGUGGGUGGAGGAAUGGGUAGACGAACCCAACGCCAAUUUCAGAUGCCUCCUCGAAAUAUGCCCACGGCUCGAUUGGGUCUUAUGGGCCCCAGUGGACUUAUGGGUGCCCCACAGCGUAGUGCAGCCAGCAAUCCUGCCAUAUUAAAACAAGGAAGACAGAAUCUAUGGUUUGCUAACCCUGGAGGCAGUAACAGCAUGCCAAGCCGAACCCAUAGUUCAGUGCAGCGUACCCGCUCAUUGCCUGUCCACACAUCACCACAAACUAUGUUGAUGUUCCAGCAGCAAGAGUUCCAAGUGCCAGUAACAGAACCUGAUAUAAACAACAGACUGGAAUCAUUGUGCCUCAGCAUGACUGAACAUGCCCUGGGUGAUGGCGUUGACAGAACCUCUACUAUCUAGAAGAUUGAACUACAUCAUUGGUGCUGGCUCUGAACCACAAAAGUAGCUGCAGGUUCAGGCCGCAGUUCACAAGUUCCAGUCCCAUGCAGUGGACAGGGUCGAAUGAUGUCUUGUGUUAUAUUUCUGCAAGGUGUAAUGAACGUAUUUUUGUGCAAGAGUCUGGAUUGUUAUUGUAUCAUCAAAAUUUGAAGUGUAGUCAGGUUGAUCAAAAGUAGUUCUGUCCAUGAACAGGAUUUUGCAGCGAGACCCUCUGGAUGCCUAAAACUGAAGGGCCAUAACUUAUGUAAACAGCGUAGUUGGUGUUGGUAUGGCAACUGAAUGGUAAAAUACCAUUUUUUUUAAAGUGAGGAGGGAAGAGUUGAAGUUGAAACAAUGCAACAGUCGUUGGUUACAUUUUCUGUAUUUUGAGAAGCUAUUUUAUUUCUAUAAAAUUAUACUAUAAAUGUGACCAAAAGAGAAAAAAAAACUACAUAUUCAUAUUAAUUGCAUCUGAUUCGAGUCAUUGAAUUCUUUUCAGCAUUGAAGUAUGCCAUGAAGGGGAAUUUGAAAUGAGUGAUUUAAAUGUAACUAAAAUAAAUUUGCAUAUUGUUUACAUAACCAUAAAGGGUACAUAAACAUUUUCAGGUAUGCCAUUAUGAUUUGUAUUGUUAAAGCAUUUUAGUUUUUCCUUCUGCGAUAGCAGCAGGUUUGCUUCUUUUAGUUAGCAGCAGAAAGCUAUGGUUCGGGAUAUUUGGUCAUUUUGAAGGAAAUUGUAAAUAUGAGUGCUAGUCCUACGUAGGUACAGAUGUUAAAAAUGAUGAAAUGAAGGGUGGUUUUGGAAUGUUGUUGAAUGCAGGAGACUGAUGUAGUAUGGUGAGAGUUAAAGUUAAUCGGCCUUGCAGUUUGUUUAGCUGUCGGUGAGUAUGCUGCUUGCUCUGGUUUUGCUUUAUAUUUUAUUCCAAUCCAAAAAGCUCUAAAUCAACAGUUGAAGCCAAAUUGAUACAGUGUACAAGUUGUUAGAUCCUGAAUGUUUGUUUUUCCUGUCCCUUCCACCAAUUACAUGCCCAAAACAAAAAAAUUCAAAUAUAUGCAACCUAGAGCUUCAGCAGCAGAGUGAGAGACAGACAGACUACGUAACGAUUAGUAUAUCCUGUAAGGAAAAGAAAAGGCAAGAGCUGAGAAACAACAGAAAGAUAAUGGAAUGAAAUUGAGUAUACAUGGAUAUAGUAUUGUCCGAAACAGAGUUGGAAAUGCAGUAUUAUAAAUGAAUUUGGUGAAUAAAGUAUUAAACUAUAUACAUAAUGUUUAUACCGUGAAUACAGCUUCAGAAAAGGUAAUGUAACUGCAUUCACAUCAUCACAUCCUGUUUAACAAGAGUCCUAAAAGGUAUUUACAAAUCAGAAUUGAUAUUUAUUCCUCCACUGAUUUAUAGAUGCAAAGGUUAUCUAUUAAUUAGAUGUAUUAUUUUAGAUAUGUUAUGUAUUAACUUGCUAUGGCUGGUAACCAUGAGUAUGUUUCAAAAUAUUAACAUCCAUUUAGUUAAUUUUUUUAAUAUUGCUGAUUACUAUUGACAAGAUAUAGGUUAAAUAUUUACAUAGCAACAAACGUUUGUUUUGCUAAGAAGUGCUGUCUGGUGAAUUAAUUUUAAUAUGUGGCUUCUGUCUUGAGAACAUUGCCAUUCUCUGUUCUUCUGUUGAGUCCUGUAUUGACUGCAGGUGUAGAGCUUGAUUAAUACUAUCCUAUGUAAAAUGAAUUAUUUAUGAAAUGAUGAUUGCAUGCAUAGAAGGCUGUGAAGUCAAAUAUCUAGAAAUAAAGCGGCAGUGCCUUUCCUUUUGUAUCUUACACCUAUCCCAAGUGUUAACUGUUUUAUACAGAGCAAAGUAGCACCACCAAUUCAAAAAACAAAGGUGAUAAGACAUAUUCUUGAUAUUUAUAGUCUUUGUCUUUGUUUUGUUAAAUGUCGUGCACACAGGAUAUCUCUGCAAGCCCAGAACAAAGCCUUGCCUCGUAAUUGUUUUGAAUAUGUUUGAAGUGCUUAACUUCUUGACAUGGAAAAACUGAAAAAAGGCCUCUCAAAACAUGUAUCCUACUGUAGUUAGUUGUGUCAGAAAUUGAGGUUUUCUGUAAUAUCUGCCAGGUUACUGUGAUGCCUUUAAAGAGAUAAUGGCUGGAACGCAAGACACAAAAUAGUCAAGAUAUUUUAAAAAGUUCUAUAUAUUUACAAAGGCAGGUCUUGCAAUAGAUGUAUGUGCACUAUAUAUAAAACACUAAAUAAAAGAGUUAAAUUGUUUUGUAUAAGUCAUCAAAAUUUCCUAUGGUGGCUUUUAUUUUUUGUAUUUCUUUAUCUCGAUUCAGAAAAUAGUGAAUGUUUAUUCCUCUGGGAGGAAUAGGAAGCAACAGCAACGCUAACAGUAAUGACCUGGAUACUUCCUCCCUUUUUUUAAUUAUACUAUACUAUACCCUAUAUAUUUAUGAACAGUUUUGAAGUUCAAUAUAGAAUCUGUCCACUCUUCAAAAUACAUGGAUCCGUAUUGCUUUCUUUCCUUUGUUGCAUGUCAAGUAGAGGCAAUCCCUCAUUGUAAAUGCAUGCAUGUUUAUGUUCCUGUUGCCCUCUGGAAAGAAGGUAGUGUACAAGAAGUAUGUUUCUUGCAUAGUUAUUGCUGCACAUAAAUGCAUAUUUUUACAGUUUGUCACCUUAUGGAAAAAGCACGUUUGUUACAUGUUAAAGCUUUAUGACAAACACUAAUAUGUUUUACUUGCUGUUCUUUGCAAGUGUAUAGUUUUGAAAUGUUCUUGUUUAAAGUUACCAAUGAACUACUCUUGUGACUUAAACAACAAACUUGCUACAAUGUAUUUAUUACUCCCAUUCCUGUCACUUAACUAAAAUGAUGGUUAUUUCAUAUCAGCAUUAUAUUGAAAGUGAAGGGAGAUGAUUAAUACAAGUUUUUGUAACACUGUG